Caretta caretta (loggerhead turtle) is the source of this 11901-nucleotide messenger RNA. The record is from RefSeq and is a predicted model, not a curated record. NCBI's taxonomy places the organism in Eukaryota, Metazoa, Chordata, Testudines, Cheloniidae.
CUGCUUUUAAAAAGUUUCAGGCCCUGCCCUCUUGUAAUCAGGGCAGCAGCAAAAAGGGGUGAGCUGCCUCUUUCAGGAAUAAAGUUAGAAGAACUCAAACCAGAGCAAGCCCAGAAGAAGGAAGACUGGAAUCACAGAGACCCACAGACAAAGGGAAAAUAUAAAAGAGAGAGAAAGGAAACAGAGAGGUGUGGAGCAUGUUAACACACACACAGAGUCCCCUGCACUGGGCCCCUGCAAGAUGGCAGGGACAGCUGAUUCUUGCACUCUGUGCAUCUGAAUGGUGGGUCCGCUUUGCUUCUCCUAGAACGUAUUCAAUUCGAUUUGCAUUUUCCACACUGCAACCCCCGGCUCAGCCCUUCCCCAAAGAGGGGGCGAGAGAAAAACCCACCCAGAAGAAACGCAGCAAUCGGGCUGUGCGCACAGUGACAUGGGCUGCGAAGCCGGCCGGGAUUGCAGCAGUAGUGGAGCGCCCCCUGCAGGGCGAGACUGAGAGGUGCAGCCAGCCCACCCGGUUCAUCAGGCAUAGGCGGCCGGGCGCUGCAUCAAAGUGAGAAGCCGCGGCGUGUGAGCUCAAUCAGACGGGAGGAGAGGCAGGGAGCGGAGCGGCGGGGGCUGCUGGCGAUUGGACACCAUCAGGAGGAAGCCCUCGCUGAGCCGGCCGACCGCUGCUGGGCUCGCGGCGGGAGGGGGAGGGUGCAGCGCACCGGACCCUGGAGUUAGCCAAGAGCCUGCAAAAAGGGGGCUUUGUGAAGAGGGAGCAGCGGAGGCGAGAUGCACCGGGAAGUACAAGCCGCUCUGCCUUGCAGGACCCGGGAGCCGGCAGGCUGCUGGGGGCUGGCCAGGCACUAAAGGACCCCGCCGGGGGCUUCCCCUGUGCACACACCGGACCGGCAGCUUUGGCGGGGCUGGAAUCGCCUCGCGCCUCCAGGCGCCCCGGGGAACGAAGGGGGCACGCGUGAAGACCCCCCCCCCCGGCAGCCGGAACCCCUCGGAGAUCGCCGGGGGCUGCCGCCGGGCAAGGCGCAUCCGGGCUUGGCAGACCCGCUCCCGCACCCCCAGCCGGCGCUUUCGGGGCACGGAGUUUGCAGAGAGCUGCCCGAAGGGGAGGUGGCGGGCAGAAGGGCACCGAGAGCCGGCUGCGGAGCGCCUGGCGCCGCGGGAGGAGGAGCAGGAGGCGGCGGCUGGGCAGCCUGACAGCUCGCAGAAGUUGUCCGAGGGAGAUUGCCCGGCGGAGCCCGCCCCAGAUGGCCCUGGGCAGCGGCGAGCGGAGGAGGCGGCGGCGCUAGCAGAGUCCCCCGGGCUGGAGAGAGACGGAGCCGGCGAGCCAAGGGGCUGAACAAGAAGGGCGGAGAAGAUCGCCGCAAAGAGCAGCCCCCCCGUGCGCCCUGGGGCUCCCUGGCCGUGAGGUCUCCUCUCCCCCUCGCCCCAUGGCCCCCCGCCGGAGGGAUGAGCCCCGACGGGCGUGAAGGGGCCCGAGAGAAAAUGCGAAACCAGGCGAGAGCGGGGGGUCUGCCCGGGCAGCCGGCGGGCAGGAGGUGAAGCGCGCCCCGGGGGGACGGCGGCCGGCGCCGCCACCGCCACGUACCAAAGAACCCGGGCCCCGCGCAGCGCAGCGCCCGGCGCUUCCUUUCCCCUCUCCUGGCUCGGCUGGUGAAGAGCCGCGGGGCCAGCGGCGGCCGGACUGCGCCGGGGCAGCGCGCAGAAGGGGCGCAGAGCCUGAGGACCGCGCUACCCCGGGGAGGAGAGCGCCCGGCGCGGAGCGCAGCGCGCCCGGCAGUGGGGCGCGCCCGGCCCCUCAGGACGGCUCCGGCAGGUGCCCGGGGCAUGGGAACAAGGGCGCAGCCCCCUGCCAGACGCCGCAGCCCGCUUGGAUUAACUCCCUUUGGGUUUUGCUAGAGAGCCGAGCCGCGGACCCGCCGCCCCUGGACCCCGGCUGUCUCCCGGGCGUGCGAAAUUACCUCACGGCUCCUUCCCGACCUCCGGCCAUGAGCCAGAGAGUCAAUGGGAAGGAAAACAAAGAUGAAUUUUGCUGUACAGAGAAGGGUUUUUCUGUCCACUGCUUCCAGUCAGACUCAGCCCAUGUCCCCUCCAGCAGGCAUCCUGCUGACGACAUUUGCAGGUGGAAACACCGCUCCCGUUCCACAGGCCUGCACUCUGGGUGUCGGAGGAAACCCCAGCCCGCUCUCGGCACGACCGUACUCAUCGUAGCAUCUCCCUGCUGCUGGGGCAAACUCAGAGCCGAUGUUCCCAGGUAGUGCAGAGAAGAAGAAGGCAGCCACGAUGCCUGACUCACCAGCUGACGUGAAGACUCAGUCCAGAUCGACACCCCCCAACAUGCCUCCUCCACCGCCAGCCGUCACGCAGGGAGCCACGCGGCACCCCUCCUUCACGCCAAACACCAAUCAAGAAGCUGGGCCUCCGACGUUUCUGCCUCGCGGCCGUUUUCAUGGUUGCUUGAAAUGGUCGAUGGUCUGUCUUUUAAUGAAUGGAAGCAGCCACUCCCCAUCCGCUAUCAAUGGCGCUCCUUCCACCCCCAACGGGUUCAGCAACGGGCCUGCCACCUCCUCCACUGCCUCCCUCUCCACCCAUCAGCUCCCUCCAGCCUGCGGCGCCCGGCAGCUCAGCAAACUCAAGCGCUUCUUGACCACCCUGCAGCAGUUUGGGAACGACAUCUCCCCGGAGAUCGGGGAGCGGGUGCGCACGCUGGUGCUGGGCCUCGUGAAUUCCACGCUCACCAUCGAAGAAUUCCACUCCAAGCUCCAGGAGGCGACUAACUUCCCGCUGCGCCCCUUCGUCAUCCCCUUCUUGAAGGCCAACCUGCCCUUGCUGCAGCGCGAGCUGCUCCACUGCGCCCGCAUGGCCAAGCAGACCCCAGCCCAGUACCUGGCCCAGCACGAACAGCUGCUGCUCGAUGCCAACGCUUCUUCCCCCAUCGACUCCUCUGAGCUGCUCCUGGAGGUCACCGAGACUGGCAAGAGGAGGACACCAGACAGGACCAAAGAGAACGGCUUGGACCGAGACCCUCUGCACUCCGAACACCUCAGCAAACGGCCGUGCACCAUGAGCCCCGCUCAGCGCUACAGCCCCAGCAACGGGCUGCCCCACCCCACCCCACCCCCACCCCCGCCACAGCACUACCGUCUGGAGGACAUGGCCAUGGCACACCACUACCGGGACACCUACCGGCACCCUGACCCCAGGGAGCUCCGGGAGCGCCACCGGCAAGUGGCCGUGCACGGCUCCCGUCAGGAGGAAGUGAUCGACCACAGACUAACAGACAGGGAGUGGGCUGAGGAGUGGAAACACCUCAACAACCUGCUGAACUGCAUCAUGGACAUGGUGGAGAAGACGCGGCGCUCCCUCACCGUGCUGCGCCGCUGCCAGGAGGCCGACCGCGAGGAGCUCAACCACUGGAUCCGCCGCUACAGCGACGCGGAAGACAUGAAGAAAGGCACCAACCCCCCACCCCGCCCCCACAACAGCUCCUCCAACUCCGAGGCCCCCCCGUUAGACACUCACCGGGAGUUUGUGCCCAGGCCCCUCUCUGGUUACAUGCCCGAGGAAAUCUGGAGGAAAGCUGAAGAAGCUGUGAACGAGGUGAAGCGCCAGGCCAUGUCCGAGCUCCAGAAGGCAGUGUCGGAUGCGGAGCGCAAAGCCCAUGAGCUGAUCACUACCGAGCGAGCCAAGAUGGAGAGGGCCCUGGCGGAGGCCAAGCGCCAGGCUUCCGAGGACGCGCUGACUGUGAUCAAUCAGCAGGAGGACUCGAGUGAGGUAGAGGCGAGCUCGCCCCGCUGCGCCGUGCUCGCUAGGAGCUGCUGGAACUGCGGGCGCAAGGCCAGCGAGACCUGCAGUGGGUGCAACACGGCCCGCUACUGCGGCUCCUUCUGCCAGCACAAGGAUUGGGAGAAGCACCACCACGUCUGUGGGCAGACUCUGCAGGGCCUCCAGACCUCUGCCGGUGCAGCCCCUUCCUCCGGGGUGGGCUUAGGGGUGGGCUCAGCUCAACCGGACGUGGGGGCUGUCAGCACCUCCAUCACCAGCGUGGCCACCAUGGCCGCCAGCCCCAGCGAAACCGGCUCGGCUGCUGCGUCGCGCUCCGGCACGCCGGCCACCCCAGCUCCUCUGGAAACGGCGUCACGCUAACCGACCCCCCGGCCGGCCAACAGAGGGGAAAGAAACAGAGAAACCUACAGAACGUCACUGCUGCUACUGCUUCUCUCCAAAAGAAAAACUAACUGCAUUCAAUGCAACUUCCUCAGCUACCUGACUCUUCUGUGACCUCCAAAUGACCUCUCGAUCUCUCACAUGUAAUCCUCACGGAUCCUCAAACUGGGCUUUAAGUGGAGUUAAGGCAAAUACCAAUCUUCUCUGUUCUCGCUUCGGUUUUCUAUGAUUUGGGGAGUUAUGAUCGUCGUCGUCGGUUUGUUUGUUUUCUUCUUUUCGGACGAGGAAUUUGUCCGCAAACUCUACGCACCUUGACUCGGGGAAAGGAAACCCACCAGUCUCUAUCCCCCUGGAGAUGUGCGCGUGUGUGUGAAAUCUCCCUCCCAGUGCGGCCGGGGGACGGCAUGAUGAAGGAUUUCGAUUUUAGAAGGCAAGAAACUUCUUCUCUUCUUUUUCGUUUUUCUUUUUUUUUUUGUAAAAAAAAUAAAAUAAAAUAAAAAAUAAAAACGUCAAACUCUUUGGCUUUAAGUAAAAAAAAAAAUCCAAAAAACAAACAAAACAAAGUAAAACCAAGUAAAGGAAGCUUACCUGUAAACUACCUUGCUAGCUAGCCAAGAACAUACCAGACUCACCUCUGCUCCAAAGGAAAUCCAAAAACAAACAAACAAAAAAAUCCAAACUUUUUUUCCACUGCCAAAGUUUUUUUGGUUCUGUUGUUGGUUAUUUUUACUUUUUCGGUUGAUGGUUUUGGUUUGUUUUUUGUGAAACAAGGAGCAGCACUUAUCCCUUUCAACCAAACCACGACGACUGGCCAAAGGCAAGCCGGCGCUCUUGGACUCCUUGCGUUCUUUGGUGGGGUGGAGUGGGUUCUUGUGCUGGACUCUCAGCAUCCACGCAUACCUUGAAGGAGGAAGGACGCGCAUCUGUGGAUUUAAGGAAUUUUAUUAAAAUAAAGCAAAAAAAAAAAGAUACACAACUUUUGUGCGUGUGUGUGUGUGUGUGUGAUGGGGAGUCAACGUUGUGUGCUCCCUCCCUCUGUGGAUUAUAAACGUGUUUCAUUUGCCUAGGAGAGCGUGCUAAUGAACAAGAACCUUCAGAUCCUGGUCCUGUUCCAGAGAGAGCAUCAUUUCAAACAGAACUGUGACAAUCUGUCGUUGAUUCUCCACUGCUCGUCAGAGUGUGAGCAGAAAGCAAUUGCACCAGUACCUUCUGCUUCUUGUACUCCUCCACUACCUCUCUCUGCUCUCCAUAACCCCACCUCUCUAGCUCCAGUAUCUUGUGACUGCCUUUCAACCUUUCGCAGGAAAAAAAAAGACACCUUUUGUUUUUCCCCUUCUAAAGACUCUUUCGAUUGCCUGUAGAUAGACCCCCUUGCUUUGUGUCUACUUGUUCUCCAGAUGUUUUCUCCAGUCCUGUGAUGAACAUUGUCAUUGGGUCAUUUUAUUUCGUUUUCUCUUUUUCUUUUCCCACCCCGCACCCCCUCAUAUGAUUUUGCAACAGUUACUAGUAGGAAAGAAAGGAAACAAACAAACACUUGUUCUUAGAGAAGGAAAAAAAGACAAUGUAGAUUAUUUUGCAUUUCUUGCAUCGUGUAUAACGCACAGAGGACGGGAGUGCAAUAUGGAAAGUGACACGACUGCAGAAAGGGAGAAAGCUAGAGACUGCCCAGCCAUGGUCAGGGCAAAUAUUGUAUGUUAAUGUGAAUGUAUAUAGUAUUGGAAGAGGUCCAAAAAAUAAUAAUAAUGAUAAUAAUAAAAGAAGAGACGUUUGCCAAAUAAAAAAAUUAAGAUAAACCACUGAAGUAUGUAAAGUUUAGGAAAUAGGUUUUAAAAAAAACGCAAAAUCCACAUGCUCGUUAGGAGCAUUCGUUUUCCGGAGUUGCAAAAUCCAUCACGUGUGUUUUUUAAAAAGUAGGGAUUUCAAAUAAAAAGUUCCCAGUCAGUAGUCAUUGCAAAGGGAGGUUUGGCUGAGGGCGAUUGACUCAGAACCCUAAGGUGGCUAUGUUUGGAUGUUUUCCUCUCCCUCACGACGCACCCCUGAACCUCUCCCUUGUUUCUACUGUUUUCAGAAGCACUGUGUGAUUCUUUAGAACAUCGAUUCGGGUUUUGGAACAACAAGGAGUCCUUUGUUUAGCACAAUGGAUACAUGCAGGGCUAGGCGGCAUUGUUCAGUCCCACUGCGGUUGGGUCUGCUUUGCCCUUUCUUUUCUAGUUGUGAGCCCUGGAUCCGUUAGCUGCAUCGCAUCCAAUGUGUGUCCUCCCUGUUCAUUUAGCACCCCACUCAAGCUCCCUCCUGGUUGCUCUGAAGUUGUAAAGACCAUGUUGUGUCUCUCCUCAGAUGUGCGGCGUGUUCCCAUGGAGCAGGUUUGGGCUCGUGGCUGUUUCUCUCAGUGGAUGUGGCUCUGACGCCGUUUGGUCAUGUCGUCUUGGCUCUGGGACGGGUUGUCCUGGAGAAGAGUGUGGAGGGCUGUGUUUGACGUGUACUUUCACUGCCUCUGAGGGAUGGCUGUAGACGGUGCCGCGUGGUUCUCUGCAGCUGGUGCCGGCUUGUCCUAUGAUUCUAUGAUUUCAAAGCAAGACAGACCCAGGCAGGAAGUGGGGAUUGAGGAAAGUUGUUAGUGCAAUGCUGCAGUCCAUGCACCCUGCUGUCCCCUCCCUCGUCUCAGCUCUCUGCCACAAUCGGGGUAUCAAAUCUUAAGAACCAGGCGUGGAUCCCAUCCUAUUGAAGCCAGCCAGAGUUUUGCAAUUGGCUUUGAGCAGGAUGAAGUCACAGUUCUUACAUCCAAAGUUUUCAGGCUUUGAACACCUGCCAGUUCUGAACUCAGCGAACCCAGCAGCAUUUCAACCCGUCCAGUAGCCAACAAGUGCCAGAAGCACCCCCAUUCUGUAGCCUUCCUCUCCCCCGCCAGGCCUAUACGGUAACGUGUCCUGACAAGACAAUAUGGACACUGUUGGAAUGCUGUUGGAAGCAGGGACUGGGGUGGAAGGGCAGUUAAAAAUGCACUAGACUUUUUGCUUUAGCUCUCUGUCCUGGCCUGCAAUGCAGCUCUUACAUCCCUGGGGAAUUGUGGAAGACUUUCCUUACCUUCCCCCAACCCCAGGCAAGUGGUCUUUCUAAAGCAGGCCUGAAUUCCUGGCUAGUAAGAAUCUUCUCCUGGAAAAUAGCAACCCAUGAGCCGCCCAGCCCCAAGAGACAGUUCCUCCAAACUCCCAAUUGCAGCUCUCCAGAGGAAGGUCACACCCUCGGUGAGGGAUGGGAGGAGAGACACAGUACAAGGGACAAAGCAGCCUGUAAAUAUAUGUGAGUGUAGAACUUCCUCCCCUGGAACUGAUUUGCUGUUUGAUGCAGGCCAGUCCCAGCAGCAAUACCAGUGAACCGAUCUCUCUGCAUUACAGAGGGUCUCCCUAGGAAAGACCUGUACUGAGUCUUGAAGCCCAAGAUGAAGCUAUGCAGAGAUCAGUCCCUCUGCAGGAGCCAUGUGCUGCAAAGCAGUCGGUGGCUGCCCUCAUUAGCUGGGCUGGAGCUAUUGCUGGGGGUUUGUUUACCAACCAUUUGAUGGUAGCUUGCAGUGAAUCCGGCCAAAGACCUUUUAAUGGGCCAAACCUGAGAAUUCGUAGCUUCUGUUUGUUUCCUUCCGCAGCCUCAUUCAUCCAGCGUUAGGUUCUGACUCUGGUUUUCUGACAUGCAACACUCACCCUAAGAACAAUUGUUGUGUUUAUUUAUCAAGUGAUAUAUGUAUAUUGUCUAUUUUUCUUAUAUUUCAUGAAAAGAGGUAAUAUAUAAGAGUUUUCAGAUGUAAUUACCUGCAGGGUUCGUCCUGCCAUUCUUAGUGUUUGUUAUUUUUCUAAACCUCCUCUUGUGCUUGAAUUUUGGCCGCCUCUCUGUCCCAUCCGUCUCACAUCUGCUCAGCAUCUGGACCCUGCCUCUCUACCUCCAACUUGCUUAAAAACCACAGACGACAAUUGUAUAGAACGGAAAUAACCCCAUUGUAAAAGAACUCAGUAAGCUUGCCUUCAAACCAAAAGCUCUAGGAGGGGAGAGGUGAUCGUGAGGGGAGCCUCUUGCAGAAGUCCAAACCAGAAAGCUUUAAAAUAGAGUAUUUCAGUGGCCAAAAAACCAAUGGGAGCAUGCAGCUUCCCAGGCGGUAACUCUCGUGGGCAAGAGGGUGGCACAAAGAAAACAGCUCGCUGACUCCCCUGGGUAGGGCUCGAGGAUGCAUGCGGUUCCAGGCUCUUUCAUUGUGAGAUGCUCUUGCUAAACCUCCUCAGUCAGAGCUUUCUUAUGUGUGGGUUUUGCAGGGUCACCUCAUCCUCCUGUGUCCUGCUAAUCCCUGAUUCUCUCCUCUGCCUCCCAUUGCCUGGGAAUAUUAUUCCCAGUGGAAUAUACAACAGCUGGGAGAAUUAACAGCAACCUCAGCCACGGCCAUGUCAGCAGGUUUUAAAUCACUGGGGCAAAGCAGCAUGGUUAGAUUGUGUAGUGUGUGUGCAGUGGGCCAGAUUCUGCUCUCAGGGACUUACCUGCAAGUGCUUUGUCUCCAUGGAGUUUGCAGGGAUGUCACUACGAGCAGAAUUUGUCCCACUCCACGGCAUAUCCACCCUGCCUCAUGGCAGGGAUCCUAGUGUUACAGUGCGGCCCAGAUUGUGUAGGAAAAGGAACUUAACCUAGGCCAAAAAUCCAGGGAAUGCUGACACUCCUGGGCCCAGGAGCUGUCUCCAUGCAUAUUACUGGGGGGAUGGGUGGAGGGGAAAUUGGGAUAUUUUUCUCUCCUGGAUAGUGGCUCUUUGGGCAUCUUUUUGUGAAGUCCCUGGAGAUGAUCAGAAAAGGAAGGGCCAAUGUUUCGCCCCUCCCGGAGCCCGUGCCAGGAGAUAUUUAACUGGGGUGACCCUCCCCCCAUGGCAGCUCUGCCUGGGGGCAGCAGCAGGAGUGUGAGGGGUAGGGCGCCUGCCGCUUUCCUUCCAGCAGCCAUGGAGCAGUGAGGAGAGAAACGGGAUGCGCCCAACCCCAGGCAGGGGUGAUGGAUGGUUCUGUGGCUAAAGAGGGGGUGGGGUCAGAACAACGCCGGGCAGCUCAGCACAAAGGCAUCUGGGAUCCGGGACAGCCCAAAAGGUGCCAUCUCGGGUGGCACCUUGUGUCCUCCAAUCCCAUUGACAUCAUUGGGCAUGUGGCUCUCUGCAGGAUUGGCUCAUCAUUUGCAAUAAAUGUGUGUCUCGGCACGGCAUGGCAGUGCAUUCGUUCAGGUCACCUUCCUGCUUCCAUGGGGCAGAGGGAAGCGGGCGUGUUUUGCAGGUCACUCCUGAGGAUGCCAGGUUCUUUUUUGGUGCUGGAGCCCCAGCCCUGUGUUGCACAUAGGAUCAGAGAGUUUAGAGCAUGUGCCGAGGGGCCGAGCAGUUUAUUGACACAGGGACGGCAAGAUGGGGAUUUUGUUUGGCUUUAAGCGUGACUCACUGCGGACCCAUUUCCAUGGAGGGCUCUUUAACUUGGCCCCAUCCCUCAAGUUUCCAAAUUGAAAUCCAAGCUGAAACCAAAGCAUCUCCCACCUGCCCUGCUCCAGCUGGGCAGAGCCGCACCCCAGGGACCUCAUGCCAGCGCGGCUCCAGCAUGCGAGUGCUGGACACAGCCAUUGGAUUGGCUGGCCAGGGUUCAUUGGUGAUCCUAGACGUUAGAGCUGGAAGAACUCCCUUAGGAUCUGUUCAGAUCAUGCCGGGGUCCGGACAAGACUCUUCCACAUGGUGCAUUUACUGGGGCUUUGCUUAGUCCUGUUUUAAAUAACCAAGUGAGGGGGUUUUGUUCCCUGGUCUGCCACGUCUCACUGCCAGGUUUUCCGGAUAGUCUGUAUUCUCCCUUUCUUAAUAGCGUCCCAUUGCUGCUCGUUACACUCUCUUCUCGCAGCCGCCGUGAUCUCUCUCUUGGUGCUUUACCCCCUAUCAAAUAGAUGUGGAGUAGGACUCGAAUCGUAUCCCUCCAUCCUUCCUCAUUGCUCAGCUCUUCUCAUCUCUCCUCCUCCAUCAACCCUGCCAGCCCCCUACCAAUCCCUCUUGCUUGUCUCUGAUGCCCCGGCAGCAAGGUCCUUCCCAGGCACAAUCUUCCAGGCGGGAGUCAGGCUGCGCUAGCUCCCGCCUCCCGGGACAGGGGAGCGUGGGACGGGCACGGCUGGGUGAACAGCGAAGCAGCAAGUGUGCGUCUCCCUGGGGAGGCAGGUGUUGGGAGCACUUCUCAUGGUGCACCUGCGAUCUGCACCAACAGUUCUUAAAUGCCAAUUGGUUGGGUCUAAUGGCUUGGAUACCCCCCAGCCCACACCUAGGCUACUUCGAGUCAGUUCCAGCAAAGGAGAGUCAGUCUCCUUGAGACUGCCAGAAACACCCUUCCAGUCACACGCUUACCAGCAAACACAGGCAGAAAUUACAUGGGUGCGAUCAAUUCUGUAGGAGCAAACCAGAGCCAGUGCUGCUGGGGCAGCUGUCUUGCUCCUGGCCAUUUCCCCAUUUGAACUCACCAUACACUCCUUGUACGUGUACACAGACACACACACACACAUUGUACUCCGGUCUUCUCUUCCUCUUUCUUACGAUCCUCUUUUUUCUUUAUGGACAUCCCCACCCAAUUUUGUGGCCUUUGUGCUUAGGGUGGGGUGCUUGCCUGAGGUGGGUGGGUAUUUCAGCCGGGCUCAGUUUAAUUCAUGUGUACGCUAGUUACAGAAAUGAAUGGGAGGAGAAGGAGUUUCCUGGGCUGCAAUCCCUGCCACCUGGUAGGAGCGACCCUUCUUCCCAUCUCUGUGCUCUGGUGGUUUUAUGUAAGGCAAACCUGGGGGAGCCGGAGGGUGUUUUUGUUUCUUGUAACAAGCCCAUCUCUUGGCUUGUCAAUUGCUUUGGAGAACAGCAGCAGGACACCCCUGCUUGGGGUGUCAAAAAAACAGACGUAAACACAGCCCAGGGAAAAUAAAUACAGAGCAAACCCAGGUUCUCAGACUUUCUGCUAAGCCUCUUCAGAGCGGCAGAUUCUGGGAUCCCGUCCAGAUCUGGCGUCUGAGCCUCUGAAAGGCGGCUCUGCAGCAGCCAUCCAGGAGAAUUUGCUCUGAUUCCUUACCAAAAACAAACAAACAAAAAACCCACCAGGUGCUCCCAGAAUUUCCCCCUUCCUUGCACAUUCCCUUGUCCCUGGCCCUGGUGUGACCCAGCCAGCCAACCACCUGCAAUUCAGGAGAGCCCAAGCUGCUCAGCCCAGCUUGCGUGUAACUUUGCUGAGCCCCACGAAUGGAUGUGACCCACCCUCAGUUCUGCUCCUGCUCCCCCACCUCUGAAGUGACUCUGCCGAAAGUCUCGAAAGCCGCUGACACGCCCUGUCAGAAACCAAUAACCUGCUCCUGCCAGGCCCGUGUGAGGGGGCGGGGAGGCGAUUGACUCGUAAAACUGUGCAAUACUUGAAUUAAAGGGGGGUGGGGGAGGCAUUGCUUGUAUAGACUGAUGGGCGUGCGUGGAAAAAGAGUUUAAAGAGGGGAAAAAACAGAAAUCACGCACACCCCCCUCCCACCCCGUUCCCUGCUGUUUGUGGGUUUCCGUGGCCAUUCCAGAGACAUGACAUGAUAGGAGGUUUUUUGGCAUGCUGCCCCCUCCCCGCGCGGUUCCCUGCUUUCUCUAAGUGUACUGUAUGUUUGACCUGUGAAAGAUGUAAACAUUAUGAUUCAGGUUAUGUCUGUUCUUAACUCUGUAUCCGUGGAAUAAAGACAAUUUAAUAUCA